GCCAAACAGUGUAUCCAAUAAUGAAAGUGGAAAUAAAAUAUCACGAUCCCUUCAAAACGGGCAAGAAUAUGCCUUUGACUCUGUGGUGUUAUGCAGGAUGAGCACCAGUCGUGAAUUUGUGGACGGUGCCUGAACGUCUCAUUGCGAUGGCCGCUAAGACCCUACACGCGCUGGUGUCCUCCGCCGCCUUUCAGCACGCUGACCGGCCUGCUGUGACUUAUCACAGUGGGUCUGUGUCCGGGAGCCCGAUGUCCCUGUGUUACAGAGAGCUGGAGGAGCUGUCUGCUGAUUUUUCUACUGCUCUACGGGAGAGCUGCUCUGAUCAUAACAGCGUGAUCGGGCUGUACUGUUGUGAUGAUCUUUACAUACCCGUGUGGAUUCUGGGGUGAGUGUAUCAUCAUCACCCACCACACUGACCACCACUGUAAGAAGCACCGUCUUUUAGGAGUUUUGGGGUGGCUGUUUAAGAUUGUAAAGUAUCCCAUAUUGUCUGUCAGGAUCCUGCAGACCCCUGCUGCCCAUGUCCCGUUGGACCCCGAAGCUCCAGGACUCCUGUCUGCCAGAGUCAUGAACCAAUGUAGACUCAAAUACUGCGCUGUGAGGACUGACAUGCUGCAGGUGAAGCAUUAGGUAUAUGUAUCAGAGAUACAUUCCCAAACUAGAGGGUUUGAUGGGAAGCAAAUAAAAAAAUAUGUACUCCAUUUCAAUCAAGUGGCUGCAACAUGUUUCAAAACAGGUAGGGGUGGGGACAACAAAACAGGUAAAAUGUUGUGUAAUGCUAAAUAAGCAGCUGAAUAAACAUGUUUAAUUAUGUAUAGGGAAAUGUAAUAUCCAACAGGUUAGUAACAUGACUUGGUAUAAAAAGGACAUUUAGAAAGGCUGAGACUCUCAGAAGGAAAGAUGGGAAGAGGUUCACCACUCUGUGAGAAACUGAGUGAGCAUUUAGAUCAACAGUUUCAGAAUAAUGUUCCUGAGAGUAAAUUGUGAAAAUAUGAGUGGAUUUCAUCAUCUAUAGAACAAAAUAUCAUCUAAAGAUUCAGAGAAUUUGGAGAAAUCUCUGUACAAAAGGGGCAAGAACUAAAACCAAGUCUGGAUGGUCCUGAUCCUCAGGCCCUUAGAGGAAGCACUGCAUCAAAACAGACUGCACUCUGUGGUGGAAAUCAGCACAUCGACUCAAAGUCACUUCCAAAUCCAUUUUCUGUGAGCACAGUUCAUAACUGCAUUCACAAAUGCAGGUUUAAACUUAAAAAUACAAAAAGAAGAAACCAGAUAUUAGACAUGAUCCAGAAAUGUUGCAAAGUAGAAAAAUGGAUACCAUGUCCUCCUCUCUAAAGAGUAGAGGGACUUCCCAGUUCCUUAUCAGCUGUCUGUGCAAAGCCAGCACCCCUGAUCAUGUUAAGUCCAUGGCAUGGGUACUUUACAUGUCUGUGAAGGCUCUCUUAAUGCUCAACAAUAUAAAGAGGUUUAGGAGCAAUAUAUGCUGCCAUCCAGACAAUGACUUUUUCAGGGAAGACCUUUAUAUUUCAACAAGACAAUGACAAACCACAUUCUGCAGGGAUUACAACAGCAUGACUCUGUAUUAGAAGAGUCCUGCUGAUAAACUGGCCUGUCUGCAGUCCUGACUUGUCACCCACUGAAAACAUUUGCAGCUUCAUGAUGCAAAAAAAUGGAAAAAGGAGACACUGAACUGUUGAGAAACUGAAAUCCUUCUAUCAAACAAGACUGGAACAACAUUUUGCUUUCCAAAAUCUGGGAACUGUACUCUUUAAUAUCCAAACAUUUACAGAAUGUAGUACAAAGACACUUGAAUUAAGAGCUGGUGCAACACAAUGGGAAACCUGUCCCUGUCCCAUCUAUUUAAAACAUUUUUGCCUACAUCAAAAUCAAAAUAAGCAUAAAAUAAUCAAUUAGCCUAUGUAUAGCCCAACCUUUGACAUGAUGUCUUUGCACCUUUAACGCUUAGAUAUAGGCUUUAAAUGAUUUGCAAAGCAACAAAAUUAGUUCUUAUGAAUAUUUUAUCCAACUUUUUAGAAUUGGGUUAACACUCCUGCUGAGUUUGGUUAGUUUUUUGUAGCUUUUGCUCCAAAAUUUAAAUAGAUUUUCUUUCCUUCUACCAUUUCAAAGCAUUUCCAGAAAAACCUGGUCAAACACGCCUCUGUGGAGGUUUGUGUUGAGCUGCCGAAGUUUCGACUCACUGUGGCGCAAAUCAAGAUGCUGCUGGACACUGAGGAGAAACAUGGGCCACAGCAAAGCAGGGCCUGGCCAGCAGAGGGCGCUGGUGCUGUAUUAAAAGAAGCUGGUCAUACAGAUUUAGCCUAUGUGCUGCACACAUCUGGAACCACUGGAGUCCCAAAGACUGUGAGGGUGCCACACAGGUGUGUCCUCACUAACAUCCUGCACCUGAGGUGAGCAGAGAACCCUGAAGUAUUUCAUGCUGACACAUUUUUGAAAAAGCAUCAGUAGGAGCAGCUUUGUUGGCUCAGAUCUUUGUUUCAGAUGAGUGAGGAGGAUGUGGUUUUCCUGGCCUCGCCCUUAACCUUUGACCCCUCUGUGGUGGAUAUGUUCCUGGCUUUGUCUUCAGGGGCUCAGCUCCUCAUCGUCCCCUCUCUGAUGAAGAAGAUGCCUCGUCGUCUGGCUCAGUUGCUGUUCACCCAUCACAGGACAUCAGUCCUUCAGGUAGGUGUGCUGACAUUAAAUCCCGCUCAGACGCCUUCCUGCUCGCUGUAACUCCUCCUGUCUCUGUAGGUCACUCCUUCGCUCCUCAUUGGUUUUGGAGAGCGUCUCCUCAAACAGGAAGUGCUGUCAUCUGGCUCCUCGCUGCGGGUGCUCGCUCUGGGAGGAGAGGCCUGCCCCUCUCCAGAUCUGCUAAGGAGCUGGAGGCACAAAGAGAACAAAACCAGAAUCUACAACAUCUACGGCAUCACUGAGGUUUCCUGCUGGGCCUGUGCCUAUGAGAUACCAGAAUCUCUGCUGCUUCCAAACUGCCCGUAAGUAUUAAUAUCUCGUGAUAUAACAGUUUAGUCCCAGGGAAACGAGUCAGUCAUCAAAUCCUCAGAGAGCUCAACGAUUAAGCCACAUUUUAAGGGAGUACCCCAAAAACUUCAAAUAAAGGCCAGUACUCAAUCUGUGUGCAGGUCCUUUAAAAUGGACAGGAUAACAAGCUCUACGAAUGAAUAAAAGUCAGUUUUCAAUUAUUGGCCAGGGCAGUUUCAUAUUUCUAAUAUUGAAAUAUGAAAAACAAGUUGCCAGUGAGUUCACAUUGAUCACACACCAACAUCCACACUUUUAUACUGCACUGUAUCACAGGUCAUCUCCACACAGUUUCUCCUCUUUUCUUUUUUUUGUAUCUUAGAUCAUUGCUUACUGUCUUCAUCUCCACUCAGUGCUGCUCAGAGCUGCACUUUGAUCUUUAGUCCUGAUGGAGAUAAAGUCAGUCCACUUGCGGUGUAUGUGGAGCUGGACGAAGAGGGAAAGUCCUGAGCAUUUUAAUGUGGAGUCUGUUCAUGACUGGCGUGACAAAUUUCAAAGUCUAUCACCAUUUUUUGGCCCAUAAAGAACCAGGGAAGAAAGCAUCUUUAUAUGUAAAGUAUUGGUGUAAAUGUUUGAAUGGACUUUAUCCUUAAACCAUUUUUUUAAUUUUAACCUUUCAAUCUCAAGAGACAGGUGUUGAAUCACACUAUGAUAUUUGUACCAGAUGGCUGUUCUCAGAUUAACUAUGUAAACUGCAUCUAUCCCUAACCUUGAAUAAAAGGAUCAAUUUAUGAUUAAUUUUUAGUUUAUUUUACAAGCUCCCAACCUGCUAUCAAAAUGAAAACUACUAAAGGUGAAAUUUCUGCCGGAUCUGACUAAAAGCCCGAAAAAGGACCCUCUAAAAAAGAAACAGCUGUAAAGGUGUUGUAAACCUGUGACAAAAACACGUGGGUUAACGCCAGUAACAGCAGAAUUGAAAAAUGUAUGGAUUUUUCCUAUAUUUAUUCAUUUUUAAAUGCAUGACUUAGGGGCCGGAUUGAGGUCUUUACAGGGCGAUAUUCAGCCCACUGUUAGUGUAAUGGAUGGGUCUUGUCUGCAUCCUGUCUGUAUAUUUAAAGAAGCUGAUUACACUGUCAUAUAAAAUGAUUUACUUGUCUUUCAGCCCCUCAGUGCCUCUCGGGUCUCCUCUGAUGGACACAGUGGUGGAAGUCAGAGAUGAACACGGCUGUGUUGUAACAGAGGGAGAAGGACAGGUGUUUAUAGGUGAGGAGGAGCUCCUGACAUAGACACAUGAUGUGUUCAAACAAAACUCACUCACAUGAAUCCCUCUGCUGUUUGGUGCAGGCGGGGAGGGGAGGGUGUGUCUCCUGGACGGUGAGGAUGCUGUUGUCCCCGGGACAAUGAGAGCGACAGGAGACUGGGUGAACAUCAGAGACAACCAGCUGUUCUACCUCGGACGGAGAGACCGACUCAUUAAACGCCACGGGAAACAAGUGAACCUGGACAGCCUACAGCAGGUAGGAGUGUGAAUGAAUAAAUGAAAACCUUCACUGUUCUGAGGGCACCAGAAGCAUGAAAACAUGAAUAUGUCAAAGAUAAUAACAGCCGUUCAGGACAAUGUAUAAUACGCUGUAUAAGGAUAUAUGAUUAAAGCAUCACUGAAGAGGAACAUCAAGGUUUUAUUCUGACUUUUAAUAAAAAAAAAGCAAAGUAUUAAUCUUCUUCCUUCCCUCCUCCAGCUCAUACAGAGUCUUCCUCAGGUGGAAGCCUGUGCUGUGUGUCUACAUGGAGGCUCUCGCCUGAUCGCCUUUGUCGUGGCGUCCACAUCUGGAGAGCAGACAGGAGCUUUUCUGCAGAAACACGAGGAUCAAACACGCCUCCUCUCUCCUGCAGAGAAGUCAGGGGCUGCAGACCGAGAGCUGAGCAAACUGAUCCUGGACCAGCUGUCUCAGCUUAUACCGUCUCACAGCGUCCCAGACACACUGGUCCCGGUCCCAGCUUUGAGUCUGACGAGUCAUGGUGAGAAGAAGACAUAGUUACAGUCACAGAGUUAGAAUUAGUCCAGCUGUUAGAGAUUUAGAGGUGGUCAUUCACACUUUUAUUUAUUUUUAAAAGACAAGAGUUUUAGGUCACCAAAAAAGUAGCUCUUCAGAGCUCUCUUAAAUGCCUUCCAAGGUGGAGAUUAGUGAACUUCUUCACUUGGGCCAAAGACUUGGCCCUCACUUAGAGGGAGGAUCCACCAUUUUCCAGCAUUCGGCUGCUAACCAUCCCAGUGCCUGCUGGAGAUGAAGGUCUGAAGCCUGCAGAUGCCAACAGAACCACAUCAUCUGGAAAAAGCUGAGAUGGAACUUUGAGGCCCCUAACCGGCAGACCCCCCACAGACUGCUCCUUGAGAUCCUGUUCAUGAAUAUCACAUACUAAAUAGCUGAGGGGCAACCCUGGCAAAGGCCAAGAAUGCAGACAUGACUACAUUGUUCUUUCUGGAUCAGAAAUUCUAAAGGGUCUGAAACAAAAUGAACUACCUUAGAGCAUGUAUUCGUUUUUUGCAUUAGGGGCAAAGCCUGUGAGCUAGUUCAGGCACUCUACUUGAGCUGCACUGAUUUCACACUUGACGUAUGCCUCUGCUUUGCUGUUACCACUGCUGCCUUUCUUAAGCCCUGUAAACCAGAUCCUUCUAUUUCUGUCCGUACUGUCCCUGCUGUGUUUUUUUCCUUUCCUCUCUUUUACUGUUGUCUUUGUUUUAUUGCAGGAAAAAUUGACAUGAACGCACUUAUAAAGAUAUACCAGAAACAGAGACAGUGUUCAGGGUCAUCACAGGGAGAUUUCACCAAACUCAAGCAAACUCUUCAGUCCUCGUGGAAGGUAAAUCCAUGUUUAAGAACACAAAUUCCUCUGUAAAUGCUCCCUUGUUAAAUUUUUGAUUAAAUCUCAACAGGAAACUCUCAGUCUUCCUAAAGAUGCGACCAUCGAGGACGACUCAAACUUCUUGUUGAGUGGAGGAGAUUCUCUGAAGGCUUUGCACCUCUAUGAGGAUGUCCUCGCCGCUGCAGGAGGAACCUCGCCUGAGCUGCUGGAGGUUAUACUGGACGGGAGUUUUUCUGAUGUCCUGCAUCACGUUGAGAGGAUGGCACUGACACGUCCACUCGAGAAUAAAACGUCAGCGCUGUCUGAGGGGAAGAAACGACCUGCUGAAACUUUAUCUGAGGUGCCAGCAAAGAGAGGACUCACAGGACGUCAGCAGGAGGGGAGAAAAAGUUUUAGAGUGAUCAGACGAGCAGGAGAGGUGAUGAGGAUCAGAAAUCCAGAGACAGAUAUGAACUCUGAGGAGGAUCACUCAAGAGGAAAGGAUUUCAGGGAGAAAGACGGUGUCCUGGACUUCAGUCUGAGCUGGUCCUCAGACACAGGCAGGUGUGUGGACGCCUCCCCGGUUCUUCUCGUGGAGGAGAAAAAAGAUAACGCUGUAGUGUUCAUCGGCUCCCACUCCCACAGGAUCCAGGCGUUAGACGUUACCACAGGGAGCCUCCAUUGGGAGCGAGUCCUCGGGGACAGAAUCGAAGCCGCAGCUACUGUGUCUCACUGUGGGAACCUCGUGAUUAUUGGUCAGAAACAGCUCUUUAAGAACAGUGUAGGAACAUCACACAGCAUGAUUUGUUGAAUUUGUUUUCGCUUUCUUGCAGGUUGCUAUGACGGCGGUGUGUAUUUCCUUUGUGCUGCAUCUGGAGAGACUCGGUGGGUGUUUAAGACAGGGGACACUGUCAAGAGCUCUCCUGCUGUGGACCCUGUAACAGGUCUGGUGAUGGUAGGAUCACAUGAUGGAUAUGUUUACGCCUUGAAUCCAGAGGUAAGUGUGUUUGAUAUUCAAAAGAAUAAAGGCUCCAUUGACAGCAUUUUAAGAUGUGUGAAUUCAACUCUCUUCAGGUUUAGGCUUUUAUUUUGAAGAUUUAAAAGCUCAAAAGUCUGGGUUUACUUUUAUUUUUGGGCUUCGUCUGCCUAAUAAGAAUAAUAGUCUAAGAGAUGCUCCAGAAGUUUAUAUCAGCCUGCCCUGCAGCAGUGAAACUGACCAAAAGGAGGCAAAAAAUGUGUCUGAUCAAACUUGUCCAGUGAAAGUUCUUGUAUUUCUUUCCUGACAUGCUCAGAGCUUGUGCUUUCACAAUUUAUAUAAUUUUAUUUAUAAUUUAAUAUCAAUUUACCGUUUAGAUUCUGUUAUUACAUUAUUGUAUACACCUCCCACUGGUAUCAAAUUUAAAAUGAGCACAUAUUUCCCAUAAAACUGUAACAUUUUUUUAGUUUCAAUGUUUAAGAUCUUGGCACUUAUUUUUUUAUUAAUUAAAUUGUGGUUUUAAAUGAUUCAUGUCCUUAAACUGUGUUUAAUUUAGCCAGUCAGGUUGCUGAGGCGCCUCACAUUUGAGUGGAAAGGUCCUCUAGGCUACAGCUGUGAGAGUUGAAUGACAUGUGGCCCAAAUAUGUAAUUAAUGAGUUUUCAUUCAAAAUUGACGACCCACAUUAUCAGGCUGCUUUUAAGCCUUUUAUUGAUUGUAUGAAAUAAUUAAUAGUUUUUGUAGUGUUAAGUGUGUUUUACUGUGGUUGCCAUUUUCAAUACGCCUCACUGAUUUAAUAGUCUUUUUCUACCAAUGUAAUUCUGCGAUGUUUUAGCAUCGAUGCAAUUUUCAUCCUAAUUCAAUCACUCAAUUUUACGUUUGGCACUGACACUGUUAUGAAUGAUGAUAAUGCAGGAUAAUCCUCACAUUUUCACUCACUGCUUUUAUUGUGUUUGUAUAUUUCAUGAUGAUUUAUUUCUUACAUCUGAGAAUCCGUACUGUGACCCACUUUUCCCCAAGUAGAUCAAUAAUAUGUUUCUGUUUCUGAUUGAAAUCAGUAAAAAUGAUAAAUCAAGGUUUUGGUUUGUGUGUUUAAUAUGGAUUUAAGGUGGAGCAGUGUGUGUGGAGGUGUCACUGUGGAGGUGGAGCUGUGUUCUCCUCCCCGUGUCUCCUCCCCUCCCCCAGACAGCUGUACGUGGCAUCACUUGGAGGUCACCUGCUCUGUCUGAACCCUGUGAGUAAAAACACGCCUUUUUAAGUAUAAUUCAGUUAUUUUUCACACUUAAACACACUCUGCUCUGUCUGUCUGCUCGCUCUCAGGACAGCGGGGAGGUCCUGUGGUCAGUCUGCAGAGAUUUCCCGUUUUUCUCGUCACCAAACAUGUCCUCUGGUCAGGUGGUGAUCGGAUCAGUAGAUGGAAACAUCUGCUGCUUCAGCAACGAGGGGAAACUGGUGAGGAACACACCUGAGAUUGUGGAGAAAUUCUUUUUAUGAUCAUCACUACAUCUGUUUGAAUAUGCAAAGAGCAGAACUGGUGCUAUUCCUGCAGACAACAGGUUGUUUAUUAUAAACUUCAGCUUCAUAUGCUUGAAAUCUUCUAUGUUCUCAACAACGGGGUAAAACAGAAGUAGUAAACUGGGGUGGCAGUGUGCUCUAGAAACAUCAUCUGUUCAUGAGUCUUACAAGAAGAGUUACUGCAUUGACUUCAUCAUAGUCCAUGUACAGGCUCAGGUUGUUGUUUUAACUGUCUGACGGCAUUCCUGAAAAGAACCCCUGCAGAUAUAGGCCAUCUGAAAAAGUGGAAGAUUCUUAACCAGAGACGGAUAUCACAUCUCCCUUUAGAGCCAUCAGACUUCUGUUACAAAAACACUGUAUUUUUGUUUUGCUGAAAACUGGAGCUGCUGAUUUGCACCCGUCUCUGUAAAGUGUGUUACAAAUUGUGAAAUGUUCUACCAGAUUCAAACUUUUCAUCUAAAACACAAAGGUAACACACCGUUAAGUAAAUUACUGUAAUUCUAAAGAGCUUAGAGCAGGGGUCGACAACCCGCAGCUCUGGAGCCGCAUGCGGCUCUUUCUUCCCUAAACUGCGGCUCCCAAUGGAUUUGGAAAAUAAAUAAUAAAUACUUAAUUGCAUUUUAUUUUAUUUUAUUAUUUUUUAAUUUUUUUUGUAAUUCUAAAUUCAAAGAUUAUAAUGCUCUUGUAACAUUAAAUAAACUAUUAAGGCUGCAACAACGAAUCGAUUAAGUAGAUUCGUCGUGACGAAAAAAUCCGUUGCCAACAAAUUCUGUAAUCGAUUCGUCGGGUCUUUAUAUAUGUCCAUGGACACCGGCGUGUAAACAUCAGCAGGACGGACAGAAAAGAAACAGCCAUGGCCGAGGCAGCGGCUGAGAAAAACAUGGACACAACCCAACCCAAAUCCCGACCUAAAACAUCAGUGGUGUGGGAAAACUUCACCAAGACUGAAAAGGAAGGCGUUCAGUGCAACAUUUGCAAAGACCGUUUUGCAUGGCUCGGGAGUACAUCGAUGAUGCGUGAGCACAGGGCUCUCAAGUCUCACGCAUUCAGCGUAUGACACACGCAUUCCCACUCGUUCACACGCUCACACACCACACAUUGUAUUUCUCACGCAUUUAAAUGAACACGGUGAUGUCCACCAAGUUGCACCUCUUCAACUAUGGAACUGGGGGAAAUCAACUGAGUUCCUCCAAGAGUUCAGAAGCUGCGUGCCACGCACAAGCCAAUCAAAUAAAGUAUAUCUACUGAACAGCCAAUCAAAAAGCAGCAUUGCUGUAUCCGGGUAGAUUUUGAUAUCUUGCAGUUUAACUACAGAAGAAGACAGACACUCGCCGAAAUACUUCAUUUAUUUCAUAAAUGCAACUCGCUACAGUUUUUCAUAUACUUUGUAUAAAGGUAAAAAAAAAAAGAUAUAUGCAAUGUUAUCUUCAUUUUAGAUGUCAAAGAGGUUUUGUGGCUCCCUGUGUUUUCUUUUCUGUGGGAAACUGGUCCAAGUGGCUCUUUGAGUGUUUAAGGUUGCCGACCCCUGGCUUAGAGGCUUUCAAAAUAACAGUAUGGCUGUUUUUGUUUGAGCUCAAAGGGUUAAAAUUGAGAACAACAAGAAGAGGAGAUGUUAAGAAUAUCAGAAUUCACAAACUCAAUAAUGAUUGAAUUUAUUAUUUUUAAUCAAAAUUUAAAAAUAUAUAUUUUAAACAAUUAAGAUACUAGAAAUAAUUAUCAAAAUUCAGGAUUAUUACAUUUAUUUUUCUAUUAGUAUUUUACAACUAUUUUACACUUUUUGUUUAAAAUGACAGAAUUUUUAUAAGCACUAGUAUAAUUAUGAUGAUUAUUUUCUAAUUUAUUCUAAUUCUAUUUAAUUAUACAGUAGUUUUAUAGUAGUUUUUUUCAUAAUAUAAGAAUAGAUUAAUGAUCCUUUUAAGAGAUUACUUUUCAUCUUAUUUUUAUCACUAUAAAUAUUUAAUCAUUAUUAUUUUAACUAUUAAGAUUUUCACUAGUUAUUGUUCAAUGUUAUGCAUAUUGUGUACAUUUUUCUCUUAAUGUGUGACCUAAAAUUCAUUCAUUCAGAAAUGUGAUUACAGUACAUCAGGUAUUGAUUUUAUAUGCCAUAAGGAUAAAAUAAUAACUCAGAGUGAUUUAGUUUUAAAUAGCUUUAAAACUGAAAUGUUAUUGUGAUUUAUUAAAUAUAAAAUAACUCAUUUAGGUAUCUGAAAAGUUAAUUUUCAAUUGAGUUAUUGAAUUAAUGUAAAUGAUGUUCUUGGACCAUUAUAGUUCAUACUGUUCAAACUGAUGGAGGAGAGGCGCUGCUCCCCCUCUCUAGUCUGGUGACAUUUUGGACAAUUUGCUCCAUAUGCAGCAGCAACAGAAGCAGUAUAUUUAGGGACUAAGUGUGUCCCGCAGCCUUGAUUUCACACGUGUUUUUAUUUUAUUGGAACUGAACUCAUUAUUUUAAAAAAUUGAAUCACUCAGUAACAUAUUAAGUGUUUUAUUACAGGGUUCUGGCAGCACUGCAAAGUAAUCUUACAGCUUUUUCUUGUAAACAAACUGAGUUCCUCUUAAAUCAAAUGGUCUGUGUCUGUAGGGGAGCCUGUCUGAUAGUUUUAAGACAAUCUGAACCUGUGAGUGGAAAAUACAUGAACUUUUUGGAGUCCAACUUACUGAACGCAUUUGCCGGGAAGGUUAACAAUGCAGCCGUUACAGCCUGUUCAGUUUGUCUCUUUUUUUCUCUGCAGGUUUGGAAGUUUCUGACUAAAGGACCCGUCUUCUCGUCUUCAUGUGUCACUCAAGACUUGCAGAUGCUUCUUUGUGGGUCACAUGAUGGUCUUCUGUACUGUUUGAACUGUGCAGACGGCUCUUUGGUUUGGACUUUUCAGACCACUGGAAAGGUCUACUCUAGUCCCUGUGUGUUUGACGGCUCUGUGGUGGGCCGGCGGGGGCAGCUGGUGGCUGUGGCCUCCACAGACGGGGUUGUGUGGCUCCUGGACGGACAUGAUGGACAAAUGCUGACCAAGUUUACCCUACCAGGGGAGCUGUUUUCAUCCCCUGUAGUGUGGGGGUGCAAUCUUUUAAUUGGGUGUCGUAAUGACUUUGUGUAUUGUUUAAAACUGUCUGUAAAAGAGGAAACAUAGGAGUAUGAACUGUUUUUGUAAUAAACUCUGAGGCCUUUAAAUCUGUGUCAGAGCAGAGCGAGCUUUGGGGAAUAACAUUUAAUCACACUGCAGGAAAAUAAUGAGUGUGCAGUCUUUCAGGUCAGACAUCAGUAUUUAAUUUACAUUAUUCAUAACAGUUUGUUUCUCAUUAAGAAUAUUCUCAUGAAUAUCUCUAAGUGGGACAAAAAAGUGCAAAUAAUACCGAACAUUUUCCUUGUUACAUGUAACACUGCGCACACUACACUAUUGUGCACGACCAACGUUGGAAACAGAACAACAAAGUGACUCUUUCUGCUCCGUCUGACCUCCGUACAGUACAUACUUACAUACAUACAGAUCAUUUAGUGAGAGGCAGGAGAUGAGAGCUGCAGGGUUCGUCUUUUUUUAUACAGGAAAUGUUUGUAAGAUCGUAUCACAUGGACGAGGAAGUGAUGGCCUACAAACACAAGUGUGUUACAGGAGGACAGAAAUGUUAUGAUACAGCAGGCAGGUGUGUGUCUCUGUUAGCAAUGUCAAAUAAUCCAAUUAAUGUCAUAAAUAAUGUGCAGCUCACUGGGAUCUCCUCAUUUCACUGUGCGCAUCCUUGAUUCCUUUCCUUGUGACUUAGCUCAUCCCGCCAAAAUACAAAUGAUGAUUUAUUGCAAAUACUGUCAAGUCAAAAAUGAUUUAGGAUUUGGUUAUUUUGUUUUUGCACAUAACUUUAGCUUUUUUAGUGUCUCUUCAGCCUGUUACUGGCUUCAGUCAACUCUUAUGUUACUCAAUAUUCUCAUUGCCUUUAAUUAGAAGUGGACAUUGUCUGUUGACUCGCAAAGUGAAGCCGAUGCAUGAGUGCCUUUAAAAUCUGCAUUCUUUCCAUAGACUGUAUAGAGAAUGGACGCUGUCUGCCUCCUCGUUGGGUGAAGCCUCUGUGAAAACAGCACCCUCUGGUGGCGGGCUGCAGUAUAGGUCAUAAAUCCCGCCUCCGCCAGCAAUCCUUAUGGAGCUGUGGACAAACUUUAGAAAUUUAUUACACAGAAUAUAAUUUUUUCCUCCCCAUGGUUACGAUGUUGACAUGUAGUUACUGUACAGCUCUAUGAUUGAUACCUGAUACAGCCUAUGGGCAUACAGAGAUUGCGUAGGUCAUUGUAAAUUUGUAUAAUGGCGGAAGUCGGAGCCAAGUUGUCCAUACUAUACACAGUCAAUGAUUCUUUCCCAUAACCCACAAGGGCAAUUAACUAACACAAAAUAAGUUUUUUAGAGUAAUAGCCCAAAAAAUAGAAAACAAUCUGGAAAUGAUAAAUUGCAGCCAAUUUAUAUAUUUUGUUUUAAUUUUUUCAAUUUAUAAAUAAAUUAACAUUGUAAUGCUGUAAUGUAAGAAACUUUUUUUUUGUUUUUCUUUAAGGCUUAGAAAUCCUUCAAGAUGGUACUCAUGUAUCAGUUUCUUCAUCAGGGGCACAAGGAAAGAGGAAACAAGGAUGCGCAAACUGAGGAGUAAGAAGCACCCUUUGUUGAUGCCCUGUAACGCUUGUCGUCUUGGUGCCAUGUUUAGGUUCUCCCUCUGUCUGAUUGUGGUUACUUUAAAAUGGCAAAAAUGUACAAAUAUUCUCUCUGACAGCUUUCACAGUCAUAACGGACACAGUGAGAUUUGUUCUGCUUAAAGUAUGAGUAAAAAAACAGUAGAAGG
Molecule: messenger RNA, 13112 nt
Organism: Xyrichtys novacula (pearly razorfish)
Lineage: Eukaryota; Metazoa; Chordata; Actinopteri; Labriformes; Labridae
Source: the annotation of a GenBank genome assembly